Molecule: messenger RNA, 2502 nt
Organism: Malaya genurostris
Lineage: Eukaryota; Metazoa; Arthropoda; Insecta; Diptera; Culicidae
Exons: 1
Coding region: 1177-2502 (441 amino acids)
Biological process (GO): DNA integration
Molecular function (GO): nucleic acid binding
Source: RefSeq, a predicted model, not a curated record
ACGAUUCCUUGGGACAUUGCAGGAAAACGAAGGUAAAGCUCUUUUUGAAACCAAAUUCCAAACCAAUUUUCUGUCCCAAGCGACCGGUUCCCUUUAAUACCAUUUCAUUGGUGGACGCCGAACUAACACGGUUGGAAACGUCUGGUAUAAUACAGCCAGUCGACUUUUCCGAAUGGGCUGCUCCUAUUGUGGCGGUACGCAAGCCAAACGGACGGGUUCGCAUUUGUGCGGAUUACUCGACGGGACUUAACGAAGCACUGGAGGCAAACCACUAUCCGCUUCCAACUCCUGACGAAAUUUUUGCUCAACUCAAUGAUAGCACAGUGUUCAGCAUCAUUGAUCUGUCCGAUGCGUAUCUACAACUCGAAGUUGAUGAUAGUUCCAAGAAGUUACUCACCAUCAACACGCUCCAGGAGCUUUCCAGCGUUUGGUGGAUGAAAUGAUUUCAGAUAUUCCUGGUGUCCGCUCUUUCAUCGACGAUGUUAUCGUAUUCUCAAAGGACAUGAAGUCGCAUCUAGUAUCACUCAACUUACUGUUCCAGCGACUGAAGGAGUAUGGUUUCCACGUCAAAGCUGAGAAGUGCCAUCUCUUUCAAACACAACUUGCCUAUUUGGGACACAUCGUAGAUAAAGAAGGCAUUCGUCCUAAUCCCGAGAAGUUGAAGAGCAUUGCUGAACUUCCUGCCCCGACAAACGUUCCCGAAUUACGGUCAUACCUAGGAGCGGUCAACUUCUAUGCAAGAUUCGUUCGCAGCAUGCACGAGUUACGUCAUCCAAUGGACCAGCUGCUGAAGAAGGAAACAAAGUGGCAAUGGACUCCACAGUGUCAACGCGCUUUUAAUCAAUUCAAGACAGCACUUCAGUCAAAUUUGCUGCUAACUCACUACGAUCAUAAGCUACCCAUCAUCGUAGCAGCAGACGCAUCAAAUACUGGAAUCGGUGCAGUAGUUUUUCAUCAGUUUUCCGAUGGAAAGAUGGAAGGCCGUUCAACAUGCUUCAAGAACGCUCGCCCCCCCAGAGAGGAACUAUGGGCAACCUGAAAAAGAAGCACUCGCGUUAGUCUAUGCAGUAACAAAGUUUUUGCUAGGACGUCAUUUCACAUUGCUGACUGACCACAAGCCGCUACUGUCUAUUUUCGGCAAACACGGCAAACAGGCUUUUACGUUGGGCACUUACGAUGCUAAAUUACGAUUUUGAGAUUCAACAUGUAUCCACGAGCGAUUUUGGAUGCGCAGAUAUCUUUUCCAAGCAGAUCGACCGAACCAACCAACCAGAAGAAGAAUAUGUCAUCGCAGCACUCACUCUAGAGGAAGACUUAUCCAGUAUUCUUUCCGAUGCUACAGAAAAGGUUCCGGUUUCAUUUGCAGCAUUGCAGAAAGCAACAUCAACAAAUGUCACACUUCAAACUGUUAUCAAGCACAUUCGUGACGGAUGGCCUUCCUGCUCCAAGAAUCUUUCCACUGCAGCUCAACCAUAUUACAACAGACGAGAAUCGCUCAGCCUAGUUGACGGUUGUGUAAUGUUUGGCGACAGAGUCAUAGUUCCUGGGAUGUUCCGACGAAGGAUUCUGCAACAGUUUCAUCGAGGUCAUUCCGGAAUGGUACGCAUGAAGGCAAUAGCUAGAAGCUUUGUUUUUUGGCCCAGUAUCGACAAUGACAUUGAAGACUUCGUCAAACACUGCACGCCAUGUUUAUUAGCAGCUAAGACUCCUACAAAGAGGACAUUAAAGUCGUGGCCGAUUCCUGCCAAACCCUGGUCCAGAAUACAUAUCGAUUACGCAGGUCCCGUAGAUGGUGUCUAUUUUCUAAUAAUAGUUGAUCCCUUCUCUAAGUGGCCUGAAAUACAUCCAACAAAAUCCACGACAACAAAAACCACCAUCAAACUACUGAUUCAAACUUUUGCAACAUUCGGCAAUCCAGAGAUAAUAGUGUCCGACAAUGGAACUCAAUUUUCCAGCCACAAAUUUCAAGAUUUUUGUACAGCUCAAGGAAUACGUCAUAUUCGUAUCGCUCCGUACCAUCCGCAAUCCAACGGUUUAGCCGAAAGAUUCGUGGAUACUUUGAAGAGAAGCCUUCGAAAAAUGCGCACGGGAGGAGAAUCACUCGAAGAAGCACUGUACACCUUCUUGAAUGUUUACCGCUCUACUCCAACCAGUGACUUGAACGGCAAAGCUCCCGCUGAAUUGAUGUUCGGCAGACCAAUACGUACCGUAUCGUCAUUGCUCAAACCGACUGAACGUUCCACUGACUCCACAGUCAGAAACAGAAAUAAUCAGAAUAACUCAUUCAACAAAAAGCACGGCGCAGUCAAAAGGGCAUUUCAGCACGGAGAUACCGUCUACGUAAAGGUACAUCGAGCGAAUUCAUGGCAGUGGCAACCAGCAACCGUGAUCGAGAAAAUCGGAACCGUGAACUACAAUGUCUUCCUGGAGGAUCUGACGCAGAACGGAGGUUAUGGCGGAGAAAAAGUAAAACGCGUGCGUGUCUUACAAGUGACUACUUAG